This is a messenger RNA of Suricata suricatta (meerkat), 838 nucleotides long. Its product is annotated as phosphoglucomutase-like protein 5. The record is from RefSeq and is a predicted model, not a curated record. Gene Ontology annotation, molecular function: phosphoglucomutase activity; magnesium ion binding. NCBI's taxonomy places the organism in Eukaryota, Metazoa, Chordata, Mammalia, Carnivora, Herpestidae. Gene Ontology annotation, biological process: striated muscle tissue development; myofibril assembly; carbohydrate metabolic process. The transcript has 6 exons. Bases 2 to 838 code for a protein of 278 amino acids. Gene Ontology annotation, cellular component: adherens junction; sarcolemma; cytosol.
CAUGGUGGUGGGCAGCGACGGCAGGUACUUCAGCAGGACGGCCACCGAGAUCGUGGUGCAGAUGGCCGCGGCCAACGGGAUUGGACGGCUGAUCAUCGGACAGAAUGGCAUCUUGUCGACACCUGCUGUUUCCUGCAUUAUCAGGAAGAUCAAGGCAGCUGGUGGAAUCAUUCUGACUGCCAGCCACUGCCCUGGAGGACCGGGGGGAGAGUUUGGAGUGAAGUUCAAUGUUGCCAAUGGAGGUCCUGCACCAGAUGUGGUCUCAGACAAAAUCUAUCAGAUCAGCAAAACAAUUGAGGAGUACGCCAUAUGUCCUGAUCUUCGAAUCGACCUGUCUCGGCUUGGAAGACAAGAAUUUGACCUGGAGAACAAGUUCAAGCCAUUUAGAGUGGAGAUCGUGGACCCAGUAGAUGUCUAUCUCAACCUCCUUCGGACCAUCUUUGACUUUAAUGCCAUCAAAAGUUUGCUGACGGGACCCGGCCAACUGAAGAUCCGAGUUGAUGCAAUGCACGGAGGCAGGGAAGCAGCCGGCACCGCCCCUGCGUCCUGCGCGACCGGCUCCUCCAUGAACUUGCCCGACCCCGAACGCCUUGGCUCCACACCGCGGCGCAGCCUCCGGGGCUCCGACGGGGAGGACGCUGAGAUCGACAUCCUGGGAGAGGAGGGAGAUGAAGACCGUUUGCAGUUUCCAGAACAGUUAAGGGCUGAUUCAUCUGCCACAGGGAUCUAUCACAAACCACGGCGAUGCUUCUCCAGCCUAAAAGCCUUCAGCCAGUUGCCAAGGGCACUUGGAAUAGACCAGAUGUUCUGCUCUGUCCCACCAGGAGCGGUGAGGUGA